AUGGAUCGGCCGAGCAGCGAGGAUUUGGGUUCUAAAGAACCGUUACUGGAAAUAAAAAGAGUUGGAGAGACAAAAAUUGUUCAUGGAUCUGGAUCAAGGAAAAUCAGUACCGAACUUCGUUUGAAAGCAUCGAUGGAAGAACAAAAAGAUGGGCAAAAUGAUGAAACGAUGCUCCCGGCGAGGCCAAUCGAACCAGGAUUCGUUCGCGAGAGUAUGAGCCAGAAAAGAGGAUUUCAGAAACCUUUGGAAAUGAUCCCCGACACUCCGGUUGCUCAUGUAAGAACGGAUCCUCAUCCACACCACAAAACAAACUCGCCUAUUUCGAACACUCUAUAUGAGCUAAACAAUGUCUCCUCAGCUGGUCGAAGUGAUUCUUCUGAGCCAAUCGACAUUUGCAUUUACUUUCCCGAUCAACAAGGUUACCAAUUCUCGGUGGAAAACGGGCGUUUGGCGCAAGCGGACUUUCUGCUUGAAUUGGCAGUAAAUCAGAAAAAUGUAAAAGGAGCACAAGUUUCAGUGUGGAAUGAAGCUUUCGCCCUUUGGAUGGUCAGCCCUUUGCUAGAAGUACAACUCAAGAGCUAUCAUCCCCCGUACGAGGUGCGGAGACAGUGGGCCAACUUUUUGAAGAAAUACACGAACGCGAGCACUGACGAGAUUUUGAAUGACGAGCCGAUGCUGAUGAUCAGAAGAAAUGUGACACUGCCGAUUGAAAGAGAGAAAAAGAUUUGCGAGGACGACAAACAAGCCCUCCAAGUAUUAUUCGAGGACGCCCACACGCAAUUCAUCCAAGGAAGAUAUGCCUUCGAUAAUUGUCGAGACGCAGCGGAAAUGGCCGGAUUAUCAUUGGCGGCUGUGCUUGGGGGAUGUCCUGAGCACGAUCUUGUCAAAUUGAGAAGUGAACUCGAGGAGCAUCUUCCCGAGAGACAUCUCAGCUCAGUGCGCGGUCCAAUCGUCUUCGGAAAAGCUCUUUCGGGAACAAAAGAAAUGGAAGAUGUGGUUUUGAGAGCAUGGAGAAAAGGAGGAGAAGAUAGAUAUAAAGCGAUGAAUGAAUAUUUGGCAAAAGCAAGAGAAUCGCCAUGUUAUGGAGCCGCUUUCUUUGCUGGAUCGAUUGAGAGACCAAAUCUAUCUUUCGGACAAUUCCUCAAACAAAGCUGGUUCACCUCGUCAAACAGUGAUAUCAAGGUGAGAGUCAGUGUCAACAUGGAAACAAUUUGUGUGAUCGAUGAAGGAAAGGGUGACCUCUUGUUAGUCCAACCAAUUGACGAUUGUUCGUGGAGUGUGAUUGAGAGAAAAGAGCCACCCGAGGAGGAUGAUGAAGUCGAAGAAUCGUCCCUUCUUCUCCAUUUCCCCGAAACAAAUUCCGAUUCAGGAAUCAGUUCAGGAGAAGAAGCAAAGAGGAGUGUCGUUGAGCGGAAAUUCAGAAAAUCAAGGAAAAAUGCUGCCCCCAAAAAUGGACAGGAGACAAAAUUGUUACAGGUCUUUUGCUAUCAAGCGAUGAUGAUCGAUGCCUUGUUAAAAACGAUGAAAGAUUUGGGAAAGGCUCGAUCGAUUCAAAUCGGAAGACAUCGGUCAUCAUCUCCAGAAGAAGGAUUCUCAAAUGAAAGCUUUGAGCCAUCAUCAUCGAGUUCGAGUGAAGGAGGAUUUCAUUUAAGGAGAGCUGUUGGAAGACAGCCAAGUUUGACAAAGGGCCACCGAAUGUGUUUGGCCACUUUUGAUGCUUCAGGUCAAUGCCUUAAAGCCCAAGGAAGUCUGAAGAAAGUUCUCACCGUGAAA
Mesorhabditis belari is the source of this 1773-nucleotide messenger RNA. The record is from the annotation of a GenBank genome assembly. Lineage: Eukaryota; Metazoa; Nematoda; Chromadorea; Rhabditida; Rhabditidae.